GACUGAAUCCCAUUUCGCAUUACUCAUGAGUUCGGAUGGGCGCGCACCCACAGCCCAUCCCCUCAUGUGGGAAACAUCUUUUGCGCAACCGACGGCGAUUGGCCACAUGAACAUCUUUCACAGUGAAGCCAUUUUCUUGGUGUGAUGCUUUGACGUUCCGUCCACGCACCUUCAACGUCCACUCCAUGACUCCAACUUCAACUAUCUAUAGGAAUUUUAAAUAGUUUUCAACCGGCUACUCUCCCCAACCUUCUUCCCCAUUUCAUAUCAACCUCUCAUGGCUACCCUUCUCACGCCCAUUCCCAGGUUUUCAAGUCCUACCAGCUUCAAUUCCUCCACCUCCCCACCUUUCUUUCCCAGAAUCCCCAGCCUUUCAAGAACACUUAAGCAGAGAAUCCACAGCAGUAGGCUUGAUAGCUUCCUAGACCUGAAACCUGAAUCAAAACCAGAGUUCCUGGACAUUGAUUUACCCCGGCACCACCCCUCUGAACGCUCCCAGUACGAUGUGGUCAUCAUCGGCGCUGGCCCGGCCGGCCUCCGUCUUGCAGAGCGAGUUUCUGACCAUGGGGUCCAAGUUUGUUGCAUUGAUCCUUCACCCCUCUCCAUGUGGCCUAAUAACUACGGUGUCUGGGUUGAUGAGUUUGAGAGCAUGGGCCUUGAGGAUACUCUAGAUAAGACUUGGCCUAUGACUACUGUCUACGUCGAUGAUCGGAAAACCCAGUAUCUAGACCGCCCUUAUGGCCGGGUCAGCAGGAAGAGAUUGAAGACGAGGUUGAUUGAGGGGUGUGUCUCACAUGGAGUCAAGUUCCAUGAGGCUAAAGCGUUGGAGCUGGAGCACCAGGAGUUCGUGUCUAUGGUGUCAUGUGACGAUGGUUGUGAGGUGAAGGGGAGCUUGAUAGUCGAUGCCAGUGGCUUUACAAGCAACUUCAUUGAAUACGAUAAGCCCAGGAACCAUGGAUAUCAGAUUGCUCAUGGGAUCUUGGCCGAGGUGCAGGAUCAUCCUUUUGAUCUAAAUAAAAUGGUUCUAAUGGACUGGAGAGAUUCCCACAUGGGCAGCGAGCCUUACAUGCGAGCUAGGAAUGACAAGGUUCCGACUUUUCUGUAUGCAAUGCCCUUUAGCUCUAACUUAAUAUUCCUUGAAGAGACCUCACUGGUUAGCCGGCCGGUGUUGCCUUACAUGGAGGUGAAGAGGAGGAUGGUGGCCAGGCUACGGCACUUGGGUAUCAGAGUGAAAAGAGUCUUUGAGGACGAGAAGUGCCUGAUUCCAAUGGGUGGUCCUCUCCCUCGUAUCCCUCAGAGAGUGAUGGCCAUUGGUGGGACGGCUGGUUUAGUCCACCCUUCUACAGGGUACAUGGUGGCUCGAACUAUGGCUCUGGCUCCUGUAUUGGCUGAAGCAAUUGUCGAGUGCCUAGGAUCCACCAGGAUGAUCAGAGGGAAACAGCUGUAUCAGAGGGUGUGGAAUGGAUUGUGGCCAACUGAGAGAAGGUGCAUCAGGGAAUUCUAUUCUUUUGGGAUGGAGACUCUUUUGAAACUUGACUUGAAUGGGACAAGGAGGUUCUUUGAUGCUUUCUUUGAUUUGGAUCCUUAUUAUUGGCAAGGAUUCCUCUCCUCCAGGCUGUCUCUUGGAGAGCUGGCUUUGCUUUCUCUCUCUUUGUUUGGACAUGCUUCAAAUCUCUCUAGAUUAGAUAUUGUCACAAAGUGCCCGCUGCCUUUAGGUAGGAUGGUGGCUAAUCUAGCUCUUGAAACCAUUUGAUGAAGGUCUAUUUACAUUCUUAGAAUUCAUAUAUUUUGAGAAUUCUGUUUGAGAAGAUUCUAGUGUUUAUUGUCAUGUUAUGAAAACCCAUCAGUGCCUUGGCUGGUUGGUUCGAACAAUAAACUAAUUCUCUGUAUGAUUGAAAUACAAAUAUCCAGAAUUCCAUGUCGAUCAUACCCUGAUAUGGUAAAUGAAAUUAUCUUUAUUAUUUUAUUUU
Messenger RNA from Nelumbo nucifera (sacred lotus), 1970 nucleotides. Its product is annotated as capsanthin/capsorubin synthase, chromoplastic-like. Gene Ontology annotation, biological process: carotenoid biosynthetic process. Gene Ontology annotation, molecular function: oxidoreductase activity, acting on paired donors, with incorporation or reduction of molecular oxygen. The record is from RefSeq and is a predicted model, not a curated record. Lineage: Eukaryota; Viridiplantae; Streptophyta; Magnoliopsida; Proteales; Nelumbonaceae.